UUCCAUGCAAAACACCCACAUAUUAACUUUUUCUCUUCUUCAUUCUUCCCUUCACUUUCUUCUUCUUCUUCUUCUUCGUAUGGCUUCUCCACUUUGUCAUUUGCUUCAGAAUCCUUCGACUCCCUCAAUUCUUGUUUCAAUGGCUUCUUAACUUACUCAGCGUUUCUUCUAUUUUACUUCCGCUUCCUCCACUCUCUCACCGUUUUUUUUCCCUCUUUUUGGUUAGUGGUCGAGGAUGACCAAUCAGAUGAGGAGUAGUGUAAACCGAAGGCGAGACUUCACAGUCAACUAUAAGUGGAAGAAGAAAAGGAUAAUCCAGUCAGUUGAAGAGGAGGUUGAAUCAAAGUUUGGAUUCAAUCUCUUCUCUGAAGGCGACAAGAGGCUGGGAUGGUUGCUCACUUUCACUCCUUCAUCUUGCAAGAAUGAGGACACUGAAAAAAUCUUCAGUUGCAUCGAUCUUUAUUUUGUACACAGGAUGGCGGCAGUUUCAAAUCAAAAUAUAAGUUUUGUCCUUAUUUUUAUGCAGCCACAAAAAAAAAAAUGGAAACUGAUGUGGAGGCUUAUUUGAGACAAGGUUAUAAAGGUCAAAUAGCUGAUAUUGAGAUUUUAGAAAAAGAAGACCUUGAUCUUAGGCCUCAAGAUUUUCUAGAAUGUAUUGUUGAUCUUCGAGAGUACGACGUUCCUUACCACGUUCGCUUUGCAAUCGAUCAUGAUUUGCGCUGUGGACAGUGGUACGAUGUGAGUGUAUCGAGCACUGGUAUUACUCUUGAGAAGAGAAAAGAUCUUCUACAACGUGCUGAAGUUCGGAUAUGUGCAUUCGAUAUUGAGACAACAAAACUACCAUUGAAAUUUCCAGAUGCUGAAUAUGACAUGAUAAUGAUGAUCUCCUAUAUGUUUGAUGGACAAGGGCACUUGAUUAUCAACAGAGAGUGUGUUGGAGAAGAUAUUGAGAAUUUGGAAUACACUCCAAAACCAGAAUAUGAAGGGUUCUUCAAAGUGAACAAUGUGAAAAAUGAGUUAGAGCUUCUCAGACUGUGGUUUGGCCAUAUGCGAGAGGUGAAGCCUGGUAUCUACGUCACCUAUAAUGGCGACUAUUUUGACUGGCCAUUCCUUGAAAGCAGAGCAGCAUAUCAUGGACUUAAAAUGAGUUGUGAAGUAGGAUUUCAAUGUGACAAGAAUCUGGGAGAAUGUCGUUCAAAAUUUGCUUGUCAUUUGGAUUGCAUUGCCUGGGUAAAGCGUGAUAGUUAUCUUCCUCAGGGUAGCCAUGGUUUGAAGGCUGUCACAAAAGUGAAAUUGGGGUACAAUCCUCUUGAAGUUAAUCCAGAGGAUAUGGUUCGGUUUGCAAAGGAAAAGCCUCAGAUGAUGGCUUCCUAUUCCGUUUCAGAUGCUGUUGCUACAUACUACUUGUACAUGACCUAUGUUUAUCCUUUCAUUUUUUCGCUAGCAACUAUCAUUCCUAUGUCACCCGAUGAAGUGUUGCGCAAGGGAAGUGGAACGCUUUGCGAAAUGCUUUUAAUGGUUCAGGCUUUCAAGGCUAAUGUCGUGUGUCCUAACAAACAUCAAUCGGGUGCAGAAAAGUUUCAUCACAAUCGGCUUCUUGAAAGUGAGACAUACAUAGGUGGUCAUGUAGAAUGCCUAGAGAGUGGUGUAUUUAGAUCUGACCUACCAACCAGUUUUAGACUUGAUUCAUCUGGUUAUGAUCAAUUGAUAAACAAUCUAGAUCGAGACUUGCAGUAUGCCAUUCAAGUAGAAGGAAAGAUGGACUUAGAAUCAGUGUUGAACUAUAGUGACGUGAAGAAUGCUAUUAUGGAAAAGCUUAUUCGAUUGCGGGAUGAGCCUAUGCGUGAAGAGUGCCCUCUAAUCUAUCAUUUUGAUGUAGCUGCAAUGUAUCCUAACAUCACUUUAACAAAUAUGCUUCAGCCGCCAUCAGUAGUAACAGAUGAAGUUUGUACUGCUUGUGAUUUCAACCGUCCUGGAAAACCUUGUCUACGAAAACUUGAUUGGGUUUGGCAUGGAGAGGUAUUCAUGGCUAAAAGAAGCGACUAUUAUCAUCUGAAGAGGCAAAUUGAGUCCGAGUUUGUUGGUGUCGGUAAUGUUUGAUUGUCAAAACAAUUUCUUGAACUUCCAAAGUUGGAGCAACAAGCAAAACUCAAAGAGCGUUUGAAAAAAUACUGUCAGAAGGCCUACAAACGGGUACUUGAUAAGCCAGUCACUGAAGUUUGAGAAGCAGGGAUCUGCAUGAGGGAAAACUCCUUCUAUAUUGACACUGUUCGUAGUUUUCGAGAUAGAAGAUAUGAAUACAAAGGGCUCAAUAAAGUUUGGAAGGGGAAACUAUCAGAAGCUAAAGCAAGUGGAAAUUCAAUCAAGAUCCAAGAAGCCCAAGACAUGGUGGUUCUGUAUGAUUCAUUACAACUUGCUCAUAAAUGUAUCCUUAACUCCUUUUAUGGAUAUGUGACGCGAAAGGGUGCUCGUUGGUAUUCAAUGGAAAUGGCUGGGGUUGUUACAUAUACUGGAGCAAAGAUCAUUCAGAAUGCUCGUCUGCUAAUUGAGAAAAUUGGAAAACCGCUAGAGUUAGACACUGAUGGUAUUUGGUGUGCACUACCGGGAUCAUUCCCAGAGAGCUUUACCUUUAAAACAAAAGAUUCAAACAAGUUGACGAUUUCAUAUCCAUGUGUUAUGCUUAAUGUUGAUGUAGCAAGGAACAAUACAAAUGACCAGUACCAGACACUUGUAGAUCCUGUGAGGAAAAUAUAUGAAACGCGCAGUGAAUGCUCAAUUGAAUUUGAAGUGGAUGGACCAUACAAGGCAAUGAUUCUUCCGGCCUCCAAGUAAGAAGGCAUUUUGAUCAAGAAGAGAUAUGCUGUCUUCAAUGAUGAUGGAACUCUUGCAGAACUAAAAGGCUUUGAGAUCAAACGGAGGGGGGAGUUAAAGCUCAGCAAAGUUUUCCAGGCUGAACUUUUUGACAAGUUUCUUCAUGGUUCCACCUUAGAGGAAUGUUAUUCAGUUGUUGCAUCUGUUGCAAAUCGCUGGCUUGAUCUUCUAGAUAGUCAAGGAAACAACAUUGUUGAUAGUGAGUUGCUUGAUUAUAUAUCUGAAUCCAGUACCAUGAGCAAGUCUUUGGCAGACUAUGGAGAGCAAAAGUCUUGUGCUGUUACCACUGCAAAACGUCUUGCUGAUUUUCUUGGUGAUACAAUGGUCAGAAUAAAGGGCCUACGUUGCCAAUAUAUAGUUGCAAGUGAAUCCAAGGGAACACCUGUAAGUGAGCGUGCUGUUCCUGUUGCUAUAUUUGAGACUGAUCCAGAGAUAAUGAAAUUCUAUGUACGCAAAUGGUGUAAAAUUUCUUUGGAAGUUGGCAUUCGAUCUAUCAUUGACUGGUCCUACUACAAACAACGCCUAAGCUCAGCCAUUCAAAAAAUUAUAACAAUUCCAGCUGCCAUGCAGAAGGUUUCAAAUCCUGUCCCUAGGGUGGUCCAUCCUGAUUGGUUGCAUAAAAAAGUUCGGGAAAAGGAUGAUAAAUUUUGCCAGCAGAAGCUAUUUGAUAUGUUUGCCUCGUCAAGCAGAUGUAAGUAUUCAGAAAACAAUGGUGGUGCUAGCAGCAGCAAACAUGUGAUGAACGGAAAAAAUUCUUAUGAUAUUGGAGACUUUCAAAAGAAAGCUAGUUCUACAAAUGGCUCCAAACCGGUUGUUCGAAGCUACGACAUUAGAGCCCUGAAACAUUCAGUUACAAAAGAUAGCCAAGUAGAUUCCAUGAUGCACAAAAAGUUUAAGGGUGUUGGAUGUGAUCCUUCUUCACCAUUUCAUUUCAAAGACGUUGAUAGAAAUGUGGAUUACCAUGGAUGGCUUGAAAUGAAGAAACGAAAGUGGAAGAGUAAUUUGGACAAGAGGAAGAAACAAAGAUCGGUAGAUUUCUGGACUCCACUUCCUGCUACUGAUGUUUCACGGGAGUUAAAUUGCGCUGUGAAUGAUAAAGAGGCUCCCGGAAUAACAGGCGUUGGCUCGUAUUUCAAGAGGCAAGAAAAAUCUAUAACACACUGCCAUUGGCAGAUUUUACAGCUUGUUCAUAGUUCACAGAGUGGCCAAUAUUUUGCUUGGGCUGUUGUUGAAGGAGUUAUGCUAAAGAUUCCUGUUAUUAUCCCUAGAGUAUUUUACAUUAAUUCUAAAGUACCCAUUACUGAAGAAUUUGUCGGUAGGCGUGUUAACAAGACUCUUCCCCAUGGCAGGCACAUCUAUAACCUUUAUGAGGUUGUAACUGAUGAAGGUCAAUUUAGGACACAGAGUAAUAAACUUGCUGCCCUCUUUGCAGAACCAGAAGUUGAGGGCAUCUAUGAAAGCAAGAUACCUUUGGAGUUCAAGUCCAUCCUCCAGAUUGGUUGUGUCUGUAAAGUCAAGAAAACUGCUAAAAGCUGGAACAUUCAAGACGGGUGGAGUCUGGAUGAACUGCAAAUGAAGACUACAACAGAAUGCAGUUAUCUGGAAAAGCUAAUUCCUUUCAUCUAUGUGUAUAAUAGCAUUUCUGAGGGAGGAGCUAUCUACAUUACUUAUUUUCCUGCCACAAAAUUCAUACUUGUGGUGGUGGUUACUUCUUAUCAAAACAAAGACUUGUCAUCGAAUUUUCUUGAAAGGAAAUUUUGUGAAGCUUGUCAAAUGCUCUCUAGACAAUCACAACCUUCUAAGAGUGGUAUGGCUUACAAGGUUGACUAUGUUGUAAACAACAAAGAAGCUGAAGUGAUUUUGCAAAAAUCAAUAACAGAGUACAGAAGCAUAGACCGUGGACCUCUUGUAGCUAUAAUUGAGUCCCCAAAUGUGCAGCUUCUGAAGUCAGCUGUGAAAGUAUUAGACGAUUUUCCAUGCUUAAACAUUCCUUGUGAUGCUCAUCACAACCAAUAUCAGGCCUUAUUUGCCAAGUCAUGCUUUUUCCUUGCUUGUUCUUUUUCAGAUAUGGUUAUUAGCUUGCUGAAAACACUGCAAACAAGGGACCAAUUUGAGUGGAUUGAGCUGGAACCCGUAGAGUUCUGGCACUCCCUAUUAUUCAUGGAUCAGGACAACUAUGGUGGAAUUUCAGCAAAAGACGGUGAAAUUACUGAUGCUGAAUCCCUAGUUAACAUAUCGUACAACUGGGGAAUUGCCGAAUAUCUACCAAAGAAAAUUCAGGAUUAUUUUAUUAGGCUCGUUUCUCAAUUUAUAUACAUUCCAUGGAAAUAUGCAACCAAACAAGCUAAAUCAAGAACAUCUUUGGAGGGGGGCGACGUGCGUACUCCAUCCGUUGAAUCUUUUGAAUCACGUGUGACUCAACAUCUCAAAGAGAAGUUGAGUUCUUACUUCAGUAACCAACUGUUUGAGAUUGUUGGUGAUAUUUCACGAAAAACAUCUUCAGGCAGUCUCUAUAAAGAAGAUGCUCCAUUGGAAUUCAUUAAUUACGUCUGCGCUGCUUUACAACUUGACCAAAAUGUCCGGGAUGAUGUUUGGAACAUGAAGAAGAAUUUACUGAAUUAUAUGCACCUCAAAGAGUUUGCACCAGAAGCUCAGUUUUCUAAUCCCUCCACUUCUUUCAUCUUACCCAAUGUCUUUUGUAGCCAUUGCAAUGACUGUCGAGAUUUGGACUUGUGCCAAGACUCAGGUUUAAAAGCACAAGAAUGGCGUUGUGGUGUGGCAGAAUGUGGACAACCAUACAACCAAGAAUUAAUUGAGAAUGCUCUUAUUCAAAUUGUUAUGCAAAGAGAGCGUGCUUAUCACGUGCAGGAUUUGGUUUGUGAUAGGUGCAAACAAGUUAAAGCUGCUCAUUUGUGGGCAUGUGCUUGCGCUGGCACCUUUCAUUGCAAAGAAGAUAGCAAUGAAUUUUUGAGCAACAUGAGAAUUCUAUUAGGAUAUCUGCUACCAAGAGAACUCAAAAACACAAAGAACAAAUAGAGAACACUAAAAGAUAAAUUUAUACUGUAAUAUCAAUGAAGAAACUAUAAUAUACCAUAACCUUUCAAAAA
Cucumis melo (muskmelon) is the source of this 5978-nucleotide messenger RNA. Its product is annotated as DNA polymerase epsilon catalytic subunit A-like. Gene Ontology annotation, molecular function: single-stranded DNA 3'-5' DNA exonuclease activity; DNA-directed DNA polymerase activity; DNA binding. NCBI's taxonomy places the organism in Eukaryota, Viridiplantae, Streptophyta, Magnoliopsida, Cucurbitales, Cucurbitaceae. Gene Ontology annotation, cellular component: nucleus; epsilon DNA polymerase complex. Gene Ontology annotation, biological process: DNA replication proofreading; mitotic cell cycle; leading strand elongation. The record is from RefSeq and is a predicted model, not a curated record.